Molecule: messenger RNA, 951 nt
Organism: Heterobasidion irregulare TC 32-1
Lineage: Eukaryota; Fungi; Basidiomycota; Agaricomycetes; Russulales; Bondarzewiaceae
Exons: 4
Molecular function (GO): 8-oxo-dGDP phosphatase activity
Source: RefSeq, a predicted model, not a curated record
CAAGAGCCGGUCAUACCAUUCUUCCUGUCAGCCCCUACAGAAGGCCAAACUGCACAACCUACUGGGUUUCUCAGGCCAGAGGUGAUGCAGAGAUUGCAGCAUGAUCACUCUAUACUCCUGCGAGGAUCUGGCAACUCUCCAUGGUUACUUGGCAACUCUGAAGGGAUGCAGUUCGUCUCAUUUUCACCUGCCGUCAACCGAGAUGGUAAACAAUCCAGGACAUUCUACAUCAACCAACUCGUCGCAGAAUGGAGGAAGCAAGGAUUAUUCCAGGAUAUUUUGCGAGGCUGGAGCAACGAGGACUUUCCAAUUUACCACUAUACACCUGUAUCUAAUCACUCUCCGGAGGCCGUCAACGACCCUGUUGCUUUUUCAAUCGAGCGUGCUGCUCUGCCUCUAUUCGGAUUUGCUAACUUUGGAUGUUUACUCACUGCAUAUUACCGUUCUCCUGACACGGGAAAAACAAUGUUUUGGAUUCCACGCAGAUCGAAAACAAAGCGCACUUGGCCUGGUCGUUUGGACGUCACCGUCGGCGGAGGAAUGAGUACCGGAGAUACUGCUUCGGCCACUAUCAUCCGCGAGUGCGCAGAGGAAGCAUCUCUUGAUGCCAAUUUCGUACAGGAAAACCUUCGGCCUGCUGGGGUUUUACCUUUCCCCAACAGAUCUCCUGCUGGCUGGAUUCUUCCUGGCCUGUAUUACCUCUUCGACCUUCCCUUACCAUCGGAUGGAUCUGUGCGGCCGAAGGUUAAUACAGCGGAUGGUGAGGUUGAAGAGUUCGAACUCAUGGAUGCACAGACAGUACUAGAUAACCUCGUUACCGGAGUUUUCAAACCGAGUUCCGCGCUCGCGCUUGUAGACUUUCUGAUCAGGCACGGUUUUGUAACCGAAGAAACGGAUCCGCGGUUUGUGGAUAUCUGUCUUCAAUUGAGACAGCCGAUGUCUUUGCCCCUC